AUGUGCACUUGUACGGAAGAUUUCUGCAACACAUUCGCCUAUUUGCGUACGUCCCUCGACGAGGCGCCAAAUAACCGCGACGAAGCCGUCUUCACCUACAGCGAUCCGAUGCACCCGGUGCAUCAGGGUGAGGAAGGCGUCCGGAAUCAACGUUCUUCUCUUAUCGUCCUGCUCGUCAUAAUCCCGCUGUCGGUGGGCGGGAUGGCGGUGUGCCUCAUUUUCCUCAACUAUCACUGCAAAAUGUGC
Messenger RNA from Mesorhabditis spiculigera, 246 nucleotides. NCBI's taxonomy places the organism in Eukaryota, Metazoa, Nematoda, Chromadorea, Rhabditida, Rhabditidae. The record is from the annotation of a GenBank genome assembly.